GUCUGGAGCGUCGGCGGAGCGUCUGGCAGCGUAGACAUGCAGAGGGCUGGCGGGAGGGCGGCGGGGACUCGGGGCGCCGCGUCCCGCUGCCUGGCCGCGCUGCUCUCGCUGGCCGCCCUGGCUGCUCUCAUGACGCUGCCGCCGGCCGCUCUGCUGCUGCAGGAGCCGGGACCGCACUUGUCCCCAGUGCCCGUGGCGCCCGCCCGGCUGCUGCGCUGUGUGGUCCGCGGGCUCGCCUCACUCUCCGUAUCGCUGCACCUGUGCUGCCUGCUACUCGCUCUCCUCCUCGGGCACCUGGCGGCGCAGCCCGGCGGCGCCCACACACACCCCGACAGGGCUGGUUGGCUUCUCCUCAACAGCCGAUCCUCUCGACAUCUGGCUCUCACUGCAUUCUGCCUGGGCGUCAUCGUGUACCUGGCAGCUCUCUGCAUCCACGUGCUGCUGGAGUUUGAGAAGGAGAGUGCGAUAGCAAGUGCCAGUGUCCUUGGUGCUGGAGCGCUGGCAGCAGCCACCAUUGUGGUGCAUGCGCUGGUGAAGGCUUGCCGAGUGGACGGGCAGGGUGGUCCCGAGCAUGCUGCCACCCUCUUCGAGAACAGCUGCCCCUCUCGAGGCAGGUACCUGGAUCCCGAGCGUUUGGACCAGGCAGAGGAAGAGGACUCAUCGCGCAUGCCUGCCUUCCACAAGGAGACAGCCUACGAGCGAUACCGGGAGCAAAAGGCCUUCUACGUGGCUACUUCGGCCAGCCGCAAUGGGUAUGGGCGAUCCCGGGCUCAGCAUGCUGCCCGCACUCUCCCCGCUGCCCGCACCUUGCCCCCCGCCGGAUCCUGGGACGGAGUCUCCCACGAAAUGAGGCGGGUGCUGGCACGCAAGGGGACUGUUUGCAGGAGGGACUCGACGCUGGUCUGAGCCCUAUAUCGUCAGCACAAUGGAAGCAACAUUGACACCGAUCCUGCCCCCAGCACAGGCUCACUCUCGCUUCCUGACCUCUUGCCCACCAAUACUUCAACCGGGAGAAUUAAUUUUGUCUGCAUCAAAGCUAGACCAUAACCAAAAGCCGCCUUUACCCUAGGACUGAGGAAGAAACAGCGAGUGGCGAAGAGGGAUGUGAGAUGAAUUGGGGUCAGUCGUGAUCAGGAGGAGAAGGAAGACAAAGACAGCAAAGGGAAGCCAGGAAAUAAAUAGAAAAAAAAAUAACCAACAUUUCUAACAUUUUCUACCUUUAGGAAAGAGUUCUGUUUUAAAUUGUGCCUUUACUACACUGUAAAGGUUGUGUGCCUUUGAAUACAAUCUUUCUCAUUAAAAGUUACUUACAAUGUUGUGUUAAACUGCGA
Messenger RNA from Leucoraja erinaceus (little skate), 1331 nucleotides. It is a transcript of the gene tmem221, whose product is annotated as transmembrane protein 221. Lineage: Eukaryota; Metazoa; Chordata; Chondrichthyes; Rajiformes; Rajidae. The coding region runs from base 37 to 906 and encodes 289 amino acids. The record is from RefSeq and is a predicted model, not a curated record. The transcript has 3 exons.